Messenger RNA from Lampris incognitus (smalleye Pacific opah), 2990 nucleotides. RefSeq names its product E3 ubiquitin-protein ligase TRIM39-like. NCBI's taxonomy places the organism in Eukaryota, Metazoa, Chordata, Actinopteri, Lampriformes, Lampridae. Gene Ontology annotation, molecular function: protein binding; zinc ion binding. The record is from RefSeq and is a predicted model, not a curated record. The coding region runs from base 866 to 2533 and encodes 555 amino acids. The transcript has 7 exons.
AGCCUAUAUGGUCAAAUAAACCAUAACCUUACCUUGUUGAUGAAGCUGAUUAAGCUACAGCUACUAUUAAACAAUCCAUUUAACGAAGACCAAUUUGGGAUCAAAAGAGGAAAUACAAAAUCUAAGAGAAGAAAACAUAAGUAGAGUAGAAUCCCUAAAUAUAUAAAUUAUGAAGAUUGGCUCAAAUAAAAAUAUUGGGAUGCGGACAAAUAGGCAGUAAGGGUUGGACAGACAGUGUCUUAAAAGCUGAUCCCUUUCUUAAAACAUGACCUCCAUGAGAAAUAAUUACAGAGCAAAGAAAUAGAUACAAAUAAAAAGACAUGUAUGCACACAAAGGACAAAAAAACACCUCCUUGACAAGAAAAUACCUCCCUCCUAUCUAAUGAGAGCUGCUGUAGCUAAUACCAAUAAGAGGAACAGUCAGCUCCCUCUGUCAAAGACCAAUUUGGCCGCAGAAGAACUGAAGAGGGUUAACUCGGGGAAGGGGCGGGGUUUAGUGAUUGACAGACAGCAGUAGCGGAGCGCUUCGCUCCUUCAGAUAACAAGUUCACUGUACCGUGAGUUAUACGCAGUUACUUUAUACUGUGUGGUAUGACAAUGAUCUGCAAAUAGGUUAAUGUUAUGGAUCCUACAGAGUGCUUUUGGUUUUAAUAUUGCGCCGCUGCAGCCUGUCUCAGAUCACGUUUUAUGUGAACAUGCAGAUGGACUUUGGUCACCGUUACAUGUUUGAUUUCUUUCCCUCCCUCUCUCCAGGAAGUAGAGACGUAGGGCCAUUCCCCUAAUACGACUCCGUGGUGACGUACCAGGAAAAGAUUCAUAUUAAAGUGCGCCUCGCUCCGAUAAACUUCAGUAGAAAUUAGAUGCCAUGGCCUCCCCCGCUGCUUUCCUGUCGGAGGAGCAGUUUGAGUGUUUUCUCUGCCAGGACAUCUUCACCGACCCCGUUUCCAUCCCAUGCGGACACAGUUUCUGCUCCGCCUGCAUCCGAGGCCACUUGGACGACGGCCGCGUCCCCGGCGGCUGUCCCAGAUGUAAUCGUAUCUUCCAGGGUCGGCCCGAGCUGUGCGAGAACUCCUUCGCCCGGGAAAUGGCACAGCGGAUCAGAGCGAAGAGGCAAACCGGCAAAGUGUCCGCCACGGGUCACCAUACCGCCGGCGACGUCCUUUGCGACGUGUGCAUCGGGGAGAAGCGGACGGCCCUCAAGUCGUGCCUGGCGUGCCUCGCCUCCUAUUGCGAGCCUCACCUGGAGCCUCACCUGAGGGUUGCCACCCUGAGGAUCCACAAACUGAUAGAGCCCGUGGCCGACCUGGAGGACCGGAUAUGCCGGAGACACCAGAGGCUUCUGGAGCUCUUCUGCCGUAGCGACCGGACGUGCGUAUGCGUGUUGUGCACCGAGACUGACCACCGCUGCCAUGACACCGUCCCAGUGGAGAGAGAGGGCAGAGACAGGCAGGCGCAGAUUAAAAAAAUGGAGGCAGAUGUUGAGCAGAUGAUCCAGGACAGACUGACAAAGGUGGACGAGAUCAAGCAUGAUGUGGAGCUCAGCAAAAAAAACUUAAAGCAAGACAUAGAGGAUAGCAGGGAGGUCUUCACCGCACUGGUGCGCUCCAUUGAGACGGGAUGUGCUGAGCUGGUGGAGGUGAUCCAGAGGAAGCAGAGAGAGGCAGAGAGCAGAGCUGAGGGCCUCCUCACCGAACUGGAGUGGGAAAUUGUCGAACUGGAGAAGAAGAGAACUGACCUGAAGAGCCUCUCCCACACUGAGGACCACCUCCAUCUCCUACAGCGAUUUUCAUCUCUGAGUUCUCUUCCAUCCACCAAGGACUGGUCUGGAAUAGUUGUCCAUUCAGACAACGGCGUGGGCAUUGUGAGGACAGCGGUGUCCAACAUUAAGGACAUGCUGCGACUGGCUGUAAACAAGCUUUCCAUUCAAGAGCUGGAGAAGGUGCAGCAGUAUGCAGUUGAUGUUCAUCUGGACCCCAGAACAGCCAACCCCUGGCUGGUUCUGUCAGACGAUGGGAUGCGGGUCUGGGAUGGGGAAGUUGAACAGAGACUGCCAGACUCACCAGAGCGCUUCGACAUAGCGCCAUGUGUUCUUGCCAACAGGGGUUUCAUCACCGGGAGACACUACUGGGAGGUCGAUGUCGGAGACAAGACAGCAUGGGACCUGGGUGUGGCUCGACAGUCGGUCAACAGGAAGGGCGUGGUCACGCUAAGCCCCGACGAUGGUUAUUGGGCCAUUUGCCUGAGGAAUGGGCGGGAGUACCGGGCAUGUGCGGGACAAGCGGUGGUGCUGAGUGUCUCUCAGAGGCCGCAGAUCGUCGGGGUGUUUGUGGAUUAUGAGGAGGGGACAGUGUCCUUCUACGAUGUGGAGGCCAAGUCGCACAUCUACUCCUUCCUCAAUUUCCACUUCACCGAGGCCGUUUUUCCCCUCUUCAAUCCGGAUAUGAGUGACGGGAAUAACAACACGUCACCCCUCAUCAUCCGUCCUGUCAGUGGUACUGGUGGAGCGGAGGCUUUGGAUGACAUAACUAUAUGACUUGAAAGCUAAAUCAACAGGGGUUUUUCUCCCCCCUGUCAUUGGUUCCGCUUUUUACCUGAUAUUAUAUUGACAGAGAUGGGAGUGAUGGUAUGAAGAAGGUGACACCAAACAGAGGCAUCCAGCUGAAUUGUCAUUUUUGUAAAAUUGUUUCAUAACUCUGCCGAAGGAGUUUUUUCCUGUGGUAGUAUGAAGAGUUUCAUUCCAACAUGUUACAUAUUGAUUUUUUUGGAAAAAAAAGUGUACAUUUAACACUGUCCAAAAAAUGUCUUUGCAUGCAACUUUACAUAAUGUGUUGCUCUCCAACAGUUAUCCAGUGAAUGUAACUAUCUUUGUUGAUGAGAAAUGUCUCCUUUUAAGUUGUAACCCUACAUAUACACUGUAAAAACCUGGGCUUUUUUCAAACAAAUACACUGCACUGACAGUAACGUCAUAUGCCUGCUUAUUCAAUGAGGAA